AUGGUUGAGGGUGAAUGUGAAGAGGAAGGUGGGGUUACAGUUGAGGGUGAUCAUGAAGAGGAAACUGGGGAGGAUGUUGGUGAUGUUCGUAGCUGGACUUCUAGUGGUAAAGAUGAUGAUGGCAAUGAUGAGGUUAAUUAUGAGUGUAUGAAAGGUCUGGUUGAUGUUAAUGUUGAGUGUGAUUUAGAAGAGGAUGUAGGAGAUGGAGGUGCAGAUUGGUUUGGUAAUGUCCAAGUUGAUGUGCAAUCUGAUGAUAGUGAUCUUGAUGAUGGAAUAAAUAGUGAUAAUGAUAGAGGUUUGUCCAAUGAUGAAUGGAAAUUUGAUGAAUUAGAUAGUGGAGCAGAAAGUGAUGGACAAGAUGAUGAAGAGGAGGGUUAUGGGAAGUACAUAACGUUUUCCAUGCCUAAGACAAUGAUGGCAUAUUGUGCUUAUAUGGAAGCCAUUCAUACGUGGCAAUUGAGGACUGAUGUUGACAAUCACAUAUGUAGUAGAGAGCACAAAUUAAGAUUACUUAAUGCAAAAUGGCUCAGUAAGAGGUUGGAAAAAACUGUUAGAGAAAAUCCCCAAGUAAAGGGAAUGGAAAUUCGGGAGAACAUUAGUAGAAAAUGGAAUGUAGGUGUCUCUAGAUGUAUGACUUAUAGAGCAAGGGCCAUUGCUUCAGACAAUAUUGAUGGGUCUUUCCAAGAGCAAUAUAGAAAGAUUUAUGACUAUUCCAAUGAGCUCCUAGCUCGUAAUCCAGGAUCAACGGUGAAGGUCAAAGUUGAAGAGACAGUGGAUGAACACAUUUUUAAGAGGUUUUAUACAUGUUUGAAGGCCUGCAAGGAUAGUUUUGUGUCUUGCAGGCCAAUUAUUGGGCUGGAUGGUGCUUUUAUGAAAGGGAAAUAUGGUGGAGAAAUGUUAACUGCUGUUGGUAGAGAUGCAAAUGACCAAAUGCUACCUCUAGCUUAUGUUGUGGUGGAAGUUGAGAACAAGGAGACUUAG
Messenger RNA from Vigna radiata var. radiata (mung bean), 981 nucleotides. RefSeq lists its product as uncharacterized. The record is from RefSeq and is a predicted model, not a curated record. The coding region runs from base 1 to 981 and encodes 326 amino acids. NCBI's taxonomy places the organism in Eukaryota, Viridiplantae, Streptophyta, Magnoliopsida, Fabales, Fabaceae. The transcript has 3 exons.